Messenger RNA from Tribolium castaneum (red flour beetle), 1023 nucleotides. RefSeq names its product UPF0764 protein C16orf89. The record is from RefSeq and is a predicted model, not a curated record. Lineage: Eukaryota; Metazoa; Arthropoda; Insecta; Coleoptera; Tenebrionidae. Gene Ontology annotation, cellular component: membrane; cytosol. Bases 26 to 946 code for a protein of 306 amino acids. The transcript has 5 exons.
GAGUUUUGCGAUAAUUUAUCACAGUAUGGCUUGGUUCAAGUGUUUGGUUUUGUUGUCGUUGCUCUCGCCCAGCUUGGGGCAAAUUGGGGAGGUUUUUGAGGGCUUGAACCGCCUCACUGAUUUCGCCUUGGGGCAUUUUGAGGAGUUUAAUUUUGACGGACUUUUGGGCCUUGUUUUGGCCGAAGCCCAAAUUUUGCAAAUUGAGGAUUCGUACUUUGACACUGGAGCGCUUUUGAGGAAGUUUGAGGUGGUUCGAGGUGAGAUUGCGCCGAUUUUGCCCAAAAGUCCGAACAAAAUGGUCAUUUUGGAGAGAUAUUUAUUGCAGCCUGAAAAUUGGUUUCACAAGGUGCAUUUUCACAAAUCUUUGGACGAUUUAGGGAUUUAUAAAAACUGGACUGUUGAUGAUUUUAUCAAAAAUAAACGUGCUUCGUACAAAGGUGUGCCAAGUGAUUAUUGUUUGAUGGAGAUUUUGCAAAAAAAUUGCUACGUUAGUGCGUUUUGUCAUGAAAUGAUGUUGGCACCAAGGGUCGAUACUGGUUAUCUACUUUCACACAGAGUAUUUUACUUGCAAAUCGUACGUUUAAAAAAAUGUCCUUUCAACAACCAAAAAUUCCAGGAUUUGACAACAAAAUUAUGCUCACUAAUGUGGCGCGAGAUUCGCACAAAUGAAAAAUUAGAUUUUCCAGCCCACGACAUAGCUUUAGAACAGAUGGUUUUUUGUGGCCUUGAAGGCCACUCUGAAUUUUUGACAACAAAUUGGAGAAAGAAAAUUUUAGAAUGGCAGCUUCCGGUUGGAUGUUUUAAAAGUAACAAGGAUUCAAACUUUAAAAGAACGAGUAAUGUGAUAACUUAUGGAUGUACGGACCACACCACAGGCCUGGGGGCUGCCGCUCUGGCACUGCAUUUGAGAUUUUUACUACAAAUGCCAAAAUAUCACUUGAAUUAAAGUUUUUGUAGGUGCGCUAGUUUGUUUUGAAAUUAUGUGUAUCGUAAAAUUGAAAUAAAGACACAAUUGCAUAAUUA